GCUAGAGGGAGCUUAGUGACACACAGUGCAACACUGCCCACUCCUGGCUGCUCCAUGGCUCAGCUCCGAGCUCUGGCCGGAGAUUAUACAAGUUCUAGAAAAGUCCAAAGCCACAGGGCAUUUUAUGGGAGUGAAUCACAGUGCUAACAUCACCGCUAGGUCCUGUAUAAAUACCUAGCGGCGGACAGCCUCACUGCGCUUCAUCCGCUCUGAAGAGGCAAGAUCCACAGGGAGGUGAGUGGUCCUUGGCUGCCUGGAAAAUUGUGUCUCAUGUUUCAGGGUACCAGCACUGUGUGCAGAUGCCUUUUGCUGCAUAUUAGGAUAGGGUUAUCGUUGGAAUGAUAGAUUUCUCUUUCGAAUUCUACCUGGGGCUCAAGCUUUUAUUGUACCAUAGGUUGUUUAUUAUUAUCAAUAUGUUUAACUCUUGACCUUGCAGAAAUGUUGCACAGUGAUGGGACUGUAUUUCCUGUUUCUUACUCAUGGGUGACCUCUAGUAUCAACACUGCUGCAUCUGCCUGGAAAUGACCCAGAUAUGUACUGAGUAUAUCAAAAUAUUUUAAGGCUGCAAGCUUUAUCCAAUUUGCUAUAAAGAGUGUACACAUUUGGAUAAUUCAGUUCAACAUCUUUUGCUCAAAGGCACAAAUUCACUCUGAGUUAUAGAGAAUUGUUAUUGAGUUGAUAUUCUAGCUGCGCAGGGCAAGUUUGUGUGAGAUGGACAGAGCAGAGAGUAAUCAAAUCUGGACGCUGCAAUUCUCUGACCCCAUGUUUUUCCCUGUUAGGAGGUUAUUAACAUGUGCAAAUCCCUUCUAUACAGGACUCAGUCCAUCUGUGUGAUGGACCAGAAUUCUGUGUUCUACUUUUGAGUUCUAUAAUUAGAGUUCCGACAUACCAUUGAAUAUCUGGUGCCAAAAUUGGAAGGAUGCGUCAUUUUUUCUCCAAAUGAAGAGGACUUUUGUUUCUCAAUGAUUCAGUGUUUUCUUGUAAAUUGCACAGUGAGUGUUAAAUACACAAGGGAUUAUAGGGCUGCCUGGAAUAAUCACAGAGAUUAGUGGAGAAGGAUUUGUUUGUUUCUGUUCCACUCCAACAGGAGGAACGUACAAACGUUUAUCUGUCAGAUAAAUGUCUCCUAAUCCUCACAUUGUAUCCAUGUCUACAGGGCUCGUCUGACUCUAAUGUCUGUACCUUUAUUAACACAAUUUGAAAAGUAUCAAACGUGACAAAGGUAUAUGAUGUAAUGCAGAUUAAACGCACUGCAUCCUUUGAAUAACAUUUGCUAACGUUAGCAAAAGGUUUUAAGUUAUGCUGUGUCACACUUAGGGUUGCAAAGGGAGGGCAUAUUACUGGAAACUUCAGAAGUUUACCAGUAAACUACCAGAAUUUUGGUAUCUUUCAAGUAUUUUAUGUAAUCUAUCACAAGACAUCUAGUGGCCUUUUGGGUACUUCUAUCUCUGGCCUUCUGUGUGGCCUUCGCACAUGUAAAAUAUAUGAAAUAAUUAAAUAAGAUGAUAUUCAAAUAAAAAAUGUAAUGACAAAGCUGUAAAACAUUAUCUUUAAUAUAAACCAUCAACUUAGUAAAUACCAUUGGUGUUUAAUAUGAGGGUUUCAGAAUGAAAUAUCCUUUAUAUAUUUAUUUCUUUCACACUUAUUUAUUUUACUAUGUCAGUAUGUAUUUGUAUUACCAAAGUUACGAUAGAUUGCCAUAGAUUUUCUCUUAAUUACCAAAAUUACUGAAGAUUCCGGUAACUUUGUAACCCUAGUCACACUAUUAUUAUUGUUAGAUGUGCAACAUUACCCUCUAGUGGGUAUAAUCAACAUCACAACAACACCAAAGUCAGACGUGGACUAUGAGGUCAUUUUGCAGUGCUUUUCCUGAGGCGUAAUCAUUACAUCCAAAAUACCCUCAGCCCCAAGUAGCUUCCAUAGACUUUCCCCCCCAUAAAUGUAUUAGAUCUAGAUUUGCCAGUGACAUUGUAUCAUAUCUGUUUUUCAGGUUUGUACUGCAUCAGUCACUUGGUAUAUGAGAAACAGUAAGGAUGAAAGUCUUUGGGUCAAUAGUGGGCCUCGCCCUGCUCCUUGUCUCUGCUCAGUGUCUGCUGCCUCCAUCCAAGGACGAUCUAAGCCGUAAGUCAUCUGAGAACUAAGUAUUUUUUAAAUACUGAUGCGGGAUGUUCUGUGAAUAUUGAGUCCAUCGGAGUCACUGUGGAGAUUUAUUUUUAAGCAACAAUUCUUAUUGGCAGAGAUUUCCCUCCUUGGGAUGAAGUACCUGGACAAGCAGAUAGAGAAUGCUAUCAGUGGGGUGAAGGAGAUGAAGACCAUGAUGGAGAGGUCUGGAGAGGACCACGAGAAGUUCCUGAGUGCCUUGGAGAAAACUACACAGCAAAAAGAGGUACAGUGCAUUUGAGCAUCAUACUGGACAUGUUGAGCUUUUGUCACUAUUUUGGCCAAAAAUAAGUCAGUGAUCAACUUGCACAUUGUGUAAGCAAUUCAUCACCUAAUACAGGUUCCUGGGUGAGUGAUUACAGUAGUUCCAAACCACUGACCCUGUUGCUGUGCUUGUUUGUCAGGAUGCUCUGAAGGCAGCUCAGGAGAUGGAGACGAAGCUGAGUGAGGAGCAGGAGGUGUGUAAUGGCACCAUGCAGUCUCUGUGGGAGGAGUGCAAGCCCUGCCUGAAGAACACCUGUAUCAAGUACUACUCCAGGACCUGCAGUAGUGGCGCCGGACUGGUCGGGAGACAGGUACCGCCUCAACUACACAGAACUAUCAUCAAUCAAUCUCCACAUUGGUUUGCAAUUGUAGCUCAAAUAUGUUUUGUGAGCAAGACUUACACAGGGACAUGCAGUACAGCUGAUCAAUGUGCUUAAGCUAUUAUUAUACAAUCCUUCCAAAUAAAAUAGGUCACUGUUGUACUAGCUGCUUUGUCCUGUCUUCUCUCAGCUGGAGGAGGUUCUGAACAGGACCUCUCCAUUCUCCAUCUGGAUCAAUGGGGAGAACAUGGAUGUUCUGGAGCGGGAGGACCAGGAGCAGAGCUGGAGGUUCCAGAACCUGGAGGAGCGCUACUCGAAGGUGGCCGAUGGGGUGGACAGCAUCUUCAUGGACAGCAUGAGGGUGUUUGACCACAUGCGCUCCCUCAACCCUCCCAUGUUCCCCAGCCCCUUCCGCAUGCCCAGCAUCUGGGGUCAGGGUGAGAGGGCCAAUGAGAGAGCAGAGAGGGCAAAGGCAGGCGAGGUGCACUCCCGUGUGGUCAGGUCCCCUCUGCAGGACCCAGACUUCCAUGGGUUCCACAACAUGUUCGCUCCCAUGAUGGACAUGGCCUGGAAUAUCUUUGGCUCCAUGGGGCCUGUCAUGGACACAGAUGCUAACUUUGACAUCAACCCCUCAGAAGGUAUGCCUCAGUCCUAAUUAAACAAUUGUUAUUCGACCAUAAUAUGUUGUGAAGAUUCACAUAAAAUUACCUUUGGGUCUUUUUUUCCACAGAUGGGAGUGUGAAUGAGGAUGUUGUUGUGACAAAGCCUUCCGGUAUGACCUGCAGAGAGAUACGUCGCAAUUCUGCUGGCUGCAUUAAACUGCGAGGAGAGUGUGAAAAAUGUGUAGCGAUCCAGGAUAUUGGUAAAGCCCUUCAGAUUUGUUUGUCUUUUCUCUUUUGCAACAUUCACAUAACCCAAUAUCUUCAUAACUCAGAGGUCAGAACAGGUCUGAACAAAAGCAAGCAGGAUUAUCCUUGGCACUGACAUCAUAGGGAGUAGCAUUCAUCAUGCAACAUGCACUGGCUUGUACACCUACAUUUUCAAGUCUCUAUGAUACCACAAAGCCAUGCCUUGGCUGAGUCAAGUACAACAAGUUGCUAUUACAUCACACCAGAAGUUGCUGACAUAGGGCUAAAGGGACACCAGCGAACCUGUUGACUAUUUAGUUGUGUAUUACAUGAAGUGCUGUUCUCUCGUUCAGACUGCUCGGGGAAGAAGCCUCUGGCUGGUCCUCUGAAGGAGGAGCUGGAGCAGGCCCUGGCCAUGGCUGAGAAGUUCACCCAGGAGUACAGCAGGCAGCUGAGGAGGUUUGAGGAGCAGAUGUCAAACACCUCCAGCCUGCUGGACCUGUUCAGCAAGCAGUUUGGCUGGGUGUCUGCCCUGGCAAACAACACCGACAGCAAGGAUGGAAUCUUCAAGAUCGAAACAGUGAGACUCCAUAGUCUGCAUGGGGUUUCUAUUACCAAGUAUCUUACAUCGUACCCAUUUCUUUGUAUCAUGGUCUUAUGAAUAGACGUAUGUUUAAUUGUCUUCAUCUCCUCCAAGGUCAUGUCCAAGGACACGGAGGCCCCUGAAAACCCAGGGGACACCAACGUGUCUGUGCAGCUGUUUGACACCCCUGCCAUGACCUUCAGUGUGCCUGGAGACAUUCCCUGGAACGACCCUAAGUUCUCAGAGGUGGUGGCACAGGAGGCCCUUGACCGCUACAAACAGACCACUGUGUGAGUGCUGCUCUGCUACUGGACAAAUAAUAUUGCAAAUCAAACCAGGCUUUAUUUUAAAAAAUGUGUUCAACUGCACCAUGAGACAAUGACAAGAAAUGUAUUUUAACUUACUUUAUUCCCUCUCCAGAGUCGUGAAGUAGACAUCGGAGGGCACCCCACCGUGCAUCGCUAGUCAAAGCAGAAUGUUCAGGAUAAUUUCACAAGUCAACUAUAAGAGAAGAGAAUAGAAGUAAAACCUAUGUCCUCAUCAUUGUUGAUAUUACAAGUUAUUGUAUUGCUAUAUGUUCUGUGUAACUAGAGUUCAUCCUGCUGUAAAAACCUAACUAUAAAAGGCGCACCAAGUCCUGUUUUCGUGAGGAGAAAGAAGAAUAUAGUACUAAUGUUACCCUUGACUAAA
Molecule: messenger RNA, 4865 nt
Organism: Coregonus sp. 'balchen'
Lineage: Eukaryota; Metazoa; Chordata; Actinopteri; Salmoniformes; Salmonidae
Source: the annotation of a GenBank genome assembly